AUGGAGGAAGUGGAGCUUGCCUCCAAAUCCAGUGAGUUUUCGGACAACCCACAUCCGAAAAUGGACCAACCAGUGCAUUCAAACAAGCAGAAGCCGCGCAGUGUUUCAUUUCUUGGCCUCUUUGCUGCUGCUGAUAAAAUGGACUAUGUCUUGAUGCUUUUCGGAAGUUUCGGAGCGUGUAUCCAUCGUGCUGCACUUCCUGUAUUCUUUGUCUUGUAUGGCAGGAUGAUAGAUUCUUUGGGGCAUAUGGCUAAGCAUCCUAACAAAAUGUCUUCCCGGAUUUCUGAGUAUGCUUUGUACUUGAUCUAUCUUGGAAUUGUUCUCUUUAUAUCAGCAUGGAUAGGUGUAGCAUCUUGGACGCGAACUGGUGAGAGGCAGACAGCUCGUUUGCGAUUGAAGUAUCUUCAAUCAGUUCUAAGGAAGGAUAUUGAUUUUUUCGACACUGAAGCCAGAGACACUAACAUCAUUUUCCACAUUUCAAGUGAUGCUAUACUAGUCCAAGAUGCAAUAAGUGACAAGGUAACAAAUAUACAGAAACUUAUUCUGUGCUUGAUCUAGAACCAUAAUGGGAUGC
This is a messenger RNA of Rosa rugosa (rugosa rose), 574 nucleotides long. RefSeq names its product ABC transporter B family member 13-like. The record is from RefSeq and is a predicted model, not a curated record. Gene Ontology annotation, cellular component: membrane. NCBI's taxonomy places the organism in Eukaryota, Viridiplantae, Streptophyta, Magnoliopsida, Rosales, Rosaceae. The transcript is spliced from 3 exons. Gene Ontology annotation, molecular function: ATP binding; ABC-type transporter activity. Bases 1 to 558 code for a protein of 185 amino acids. Gene Ontology annotation, biological process: transmembrane transport.